AUUUUGACUUACCUUGGAUUGAUGUAUGUGGCUGCCAAACUGGGCUUUGAUUGGACCUUGGUGGUCAGUAAUCUUGGUUUGAAGCAAGCAGAGAUUGAGCAGAUACAGAUGGACAACCCUUACAAAGUGAUUAACAUGAUCAGUAUUGCAUUACAAAGAUGGAGGGACAGACAAGAUGGGCAGUCUGACGAAGUUCCUCUUCAACAACUAUUCAGUGCUCUGAAGAAUUGUAAUCGCAUGGACUUAGUGGAUGAAUUACAACAAAAAUACAACAUACCUGAAGACAACCCUAAAGAGGAUUAAACUAUGGAGAAGCUAGUUUACCAGAUAAGGAUACAGCACUUAUAAGUCUUUGAGGAACAGACUUCUUUAUGAAUACACAUACAUUGUAAUACAUUGUCAGUAAAAUUGACUUACAUGGAACUUGGUUUAGAAAAAAAAAAUUGCAAUGAUUAACUUCAUUCUGUAAGUAAUCUUGGGGGACACUGUGUACCAGAAGCCAUCAGUAAGAAAUUCUUAAUAAAGGCAUGUGAAAUGUAUUUUCAUCUAUAUACAUCUGUUAAUGAACUGUUUGUAGCAAAAUUUGAUUAUAGGAAUAUAAAAUCAUCAUAUGAAUAUGGGCAUACACAUUCAUAAUGUUUAAAAUUUCUUGGUACAUGGAGAAGUUACAAUCUCUAUAUUAACUAUAGGAACUCUUGAAAACAGUGAUUUUUUUUUUACAGUUCCAAUGAUAUUUUUGAGUGAUUUCCAUUGUAUUACAACUGUAUAAUAAUUUUUCUGGUUGCUUUUCAGUUAAGUAUUUAAUUUGAUUUAUGAGUUAUUCUCUGUAUCCACUUAAACUCUUUUAGCACACUUGGUCACCAAAUUUGAUGAAACAUUGCCAAUAUUAUAAUGACACCAGAAACAUAUAUAAAAAAAUUUGGUUGCUUUGUUUCUUGGUUGCCAUGAAAAAUUGAGAUUUUCAGCUACCUUGAAUCUUUUUUGAAUGUUUAUUUAAGACUAAGAAAAUCAAACAAACCAUUCUCACAAAAGCAUGACACCUUGAUGUCAUUUAUGUUAUAGAGAAACUAUUCAAAAUAUAUAAGUAGGUGGUAAUUAUGGGUACAUUUGAAAUAUAUUUAAAUGCUUAAAACUUGGUGAGCAACACAAAAAAAUAAAUUUGACCUUACAUUAUAGGUAUUUUUUAUAAGGCAAUAUUAUUCUAAAAAUAACUUUCAUGGUUGCCUUGGUAACACAAUAGCCACACAAAAUUGCUAAGAUUUGGUUAAUGCAGCUAUCAAGAAAAAACAUGGAAAUUCAAGACUGGCAAAUAUACAUUGUUAGGACGGAUAACAUAAGAAAAAUUGGGAUUAAUUGCUACAUUGCAGUGUAACCAUGGAAACAACUUACUAGCGGUUUAAAGUGAUAAUUUUUUUGCAGCUUUUGGAAUUAUUUCCUUUAAAUCAAACAUUAUUUGACUCACCUUGAAUUGUACUUAUCUGAUAUAACUAAAGUUGAAUAUCAUAUACAUGUACUGAUGUUUAACGAAGAAAAUAACACUGUUGCUAUAGUUACCAAGGAGGAAAAUGUUCAUUAAAACCUAUUUAGUAGCUUCUUGCAUCCAGUUAGAGAUUGUGUAGUAGUCAAAAAUAUCAAUCAUAAAAUUUUUGGGAAUCUACAUACCAGUGUACGUAUCCAAGGAAUCAAAUUUUUCCGUUUUUAUGCAUUUUUUUUCUACAAUUUCCAUUGCAAUGCUCUUUUUCAAAAAUUUAAUAUUUGAAUUUUUGUAAUGUGAGAAUUAGAAGCCAUUGCAUUUAAAAAUUGAUCAACAGUUAUAUUGAAAUGUGCUAGAUAGGAUCAGAUUAAAAACAUAACGGUAAAUUUGAAAUUUCUUAGCAGUAUUAAAACCAGAGCAAUCAUUGCCAACCAAUAUCGUAUUUCUUCCUUGGGAUAUGUUACACUGAAUUUUAUUAAUUGGAUGCUUUUUAAUUACCGUAAUAAUUGCUUUUGUUUU
Messenger RNA from Saccostrea echinata, 1993 nucleotides. Its product is annotated as ankyrin-3-like. The transcript has 2 exons. Gene Ontology annotation, biological process: signal transduction. The record is from RefSeq and is a predicted model, not a curated record. Gene Ontology annotation, molecular function: protein binding. The coding region runs from base 22 to 303 and encodes 93 amino acids. NCBI's taxonomy places the organism in Eukaryota, Metazoa, Mollusca, Bivalvia, Ostreida, Ostreidae.